AUGUCUCAACCUCCCUGGGCUCAGCCCCCUGGCUCAACUCACCAGCCGCAAUUGAGAAUCUAUAACUCCCUGACCCGGUCAAAAGUACCCUUCAUUCCGAUCCAGCCUGAGCACAUCUCAUGGUAUGCUUGCGGUCCUACUGUCUAUGACGACGCCCACCUGGGUCAUGCCAGAAACUAUGUCUCCACAGACAUCAUUCGUCGGAUUCUGCGGGACUAUUUUCACUUCAGUAUCAAGUUUAUUAUGAAUACCACCGACGUUGAUGACAAGAUAAUUCUGCGGGGAAGGCAAAGACAUCUCUAUGAUGAAUACAAGAAGCAGCAUAGAUACAUCGACGACCAAGUUCGGCAAGAUGUCCGGCAGGCGUGGCACUACUACAUUCAGAAAAACCUGAAAAGAAUAGGCCCGAAGACACUACUGACUCCUGAAACGUUCGACGGUGUAGUCGAACAGAGCUACGGAGAUAUCCUUGCCGGAGGAAGUCUGGAACCAGGCACCAAACCGGGGGAUAAGGAGGCAAAGAUCAAAAUGCACAUCACAACUGCCCGAACCACAGCAAAAGCCUUGAUGCAGGACCCAAAACUCCUUACACCACACGAGUUCUACAGCAGAGUUGCCGAUCCAAUGUACCUGGUCCUAGACGAACAACUUGGCAAGUCCAUUCGAGGUGAUGACUAUGCUGUCUUCACGAAGCUCACCAAGGAGUAUGAGCAUCGAUUCUUCCAGGAUAUGCACGAUCUAAAUGUGUUGGAUCCCGACGAGAUCGUUCGUGUGACCGAGCACGGCAAGGAGAUCGCUGAGUUCGUCAAGAAGAUUGUCGACAACAAAUUAGGUUACAGGACCGCCGAUGGUUCUGUCUACUUUGACAUCAAGGCAUUUGAGGCGGCUGGUUUCCCGUACGCGCGACUCGAGCCCUGGAACCGAAAUGACAAGGACCUCCAAGCAGAUGGCGAGGGCGCUCUUUCGCAAGCGGAUGAUAGCGUCAAGCGGUCCGAUGCAGAUUUUGCCUUGUGGAAAGCAUCGAAACCUGGUGAGCCUAGUUGGGACAGCGAAUGGGGCCCGGGUAGACCUGGGUGGCAUAUCGAAUGCUCAGCAAUGGCUUCUGGAAAGCUUGGAAGUCAAAUGGACAUACAUUCCGGAGGUAUUGACUUGGCGUUUCCACAUCAUGACAACGAGCUGGCACAAAGUGAAGCCUUCUGGGCUGACGGCCGUCAAAAACAGUGGGUCAAUUACUUCAUUCACAUGGGCCACCUGUCCAUAGCCGGGUCCAAGAUGUCCAAGUCCCUCAAAAACUUCACUACCAUUCGGGAAGCCCUGCAUGUGCGAAAAGAUUGGACAUCGAGGAGUCUGCGGAUCGUUUUCUUACUUGGUAGCUGGAAAGACGGUAUCGAAAUCACGGACGACAUGGUUCUAGAAGGUCGAAGUUGGGAGGAUCGAGUGGACAAUUUCUUCCUCAACGCGGUCGACAACAUCAACACCGCCAAGCAUACCACCAAUCAGAAUGGAGCACUCCAAGAUGUUCUACAAGACACAGAGGGAAGAGUCCGAGCUGCCCUCUUAGAUUCCUUUAACACGACUGCCGCCAUGGCCUCCAUCUCCACUCUGAUCAAUGCCUACAACAGUACCAAGAAGAUUGACCUCACUUACGAGGAUCAUAUCAGUACCGCGCGCUUUGUCACCCGCAUGGUCAACAUCUUUGGUCUCAAUGGCGAUACUCCUGCCGACUCUACAGCAAUAGGGUGGAAGGGCAUCGAGAUUCCCGACGCGGCAAAGGAAUUUGUCUACCCACUUGCGAAAAUAAGAGAUGAGCUACGUCAAGCCGCUAUUGCCAAAUCAAUCACAGCAGAGAAGGUCCAAAAGAUCGUCUCCAGUUCUCCUGAACAAGCAGACAUCCCUUCUAGCGGACGGCCCAGACCUUCAUACGCCCGUGCUUUGAGCGAGUUCAGCCGCAGCGCAUUAGAAGCAGCCGCACCGUCGGACUCGGUGGACCUCAAUAAGCAGAUCAUCGCUCUAUGCGAUCGUGUCAGAGAUGUAGAUCUCUGGCAGCUUGAUAUCUACCUGGAAGACCGCGAGAAUGCUCCCGCGCUCGUUCGGCCUGUGACCGAAGGACUCCGAGCUGCACGCCGCGAACGCGAAGACCGCGCUCGCCAGAAGGAAGAAGCGAAAAAGAAGCGCGAGCAAGAAGCACUAGAAAAACUGCAGAGAGGACGAGUCCCUCCGCACGAAAUGUUCAAGCCUCCCCACUCCAACGACUACUCCGCGUGGGACCCAGACGGCAUCCCGACGACAGCGAAGGAUGGCUCGGCGCUGACAGCAUCGAAAAUUAAGCGGCUGAAGAAAGACUGGGAGCUUCAGCGCAAGGCACACGAGAAGUACCUCUCUGCCGUGCAAAAUGGCGCGGCCGGACCCGCGGUUGCUUCGUCUCCAGCGCCUGAGGACGGGAGCAGUGGACCAGCGACUUAG
Molecule: messenger RNA, 2463 nt
Organism: Exophiala aquamarina CBS 119918
Lineage: Eukaryota; Fungi; Ascomycota; Eurotiomycetes; Chaetothyriales; Herpotrichiellaceae
Product: cysteinyl-tRNA synthetase
Exons: 2
Coding region: 1-2463 (820 amino acids)
Biological process (GO): cysteinyl-tRNA aminoacylation
Cellular component (GO): cytoplasm
Molecular function (GO): cysteine-tRNA ligase activity; ATP binding
Source: RefSeq, a predicted model, not a curated record